AUGGCUUUAGCUAAUGGGGGUGAUAAAGUAAAAAAAGAUAAGGACAAUAUUCUCAGCGAUGAUGAUCUCAAACAUUUCAAUGAUUUCAAUGCUAAAUUUCAUCGAACUUGUGCAGAUGAGGCUCCGAAAUGCAAGGAACAAAAGCUUAAUUUUGCCAAGAAUCUCGUAAAACUCAGAAAAAUCAAAGAGCAAACAAAGGAAAAGAGCUUUGUUGUUGGGCUCCAUCCAUUUAUGGAUGAGUCGGAAAAGGAGAUGAGGAAGAGAUUGAUGGACAAAGAAAUCAUGCCUAAAUCAAUUGGAAUGAAGCAAAUGCAGAGGUCACCGGAAGGAGCAAAGACAAAGAUUAACCCAUCUUCUUUUGACUGGAGAAACACUGGAGCCGUCAACCCUGUGAAAGACCAAAAACAGUGUGGAUCAUGCUGGGCUUUCUCAACAAUCGCUACAGUUGAAACCAUUGAUAACUAUGUGCAUUGCCGUGAUACUACCGAAAGUCGGGUCUCCUAUUCUGAACAGAUGGUAAUGGAUUGUACAUAUUAUAACGCCUCGGUUCCUGAGAAAGAACAAUAUGAUGGAUGUGAUGGUGGUUGGCCAUCAUCGGCACUCAAACGCAUCAUGAUCACUGGCACAGAAACAGAAAAGCAAGACCACUACUUGGCUGGAAAAGGAGUUUGUCCAUUAGGACUUGCGGAAAAGAAACGACCUGUGGCCGCGCAUCCGAUCUCCAAUUGGGCAAACCUCACCGGAGAUGUUGAUGCGAUGGUCGACUUCAUUGCCAACAAGGCUCCAUUUGCCUUUUGCAUGAUGAUUUGUGAAGACUUUUUCGGGUAUGAAUCCGGUGUCUAUGAUAGCACGAACUGCACUGAAGAUAAUGCUGUUGGUGGACAUGCUGUUGCUGUGAUGGGAUACGGGACCACUGAUACUGGAAUCGAUUAUUGGCUCGUCCGAAACUCUUGGGGACCUACAUGGGGAGAAGAUGGUUACUUCAAGAUUCGAAGAGGAACUAAUGUAGCUGGGUGUGAGGAUUCGAAUGUCGCUGGUCCGAUUCCUGUCGAUUCACGUGAUUGUCCCAAUAAUAAAUUGCAUCGGGCACAUCACCAUAUCAAUCCUCAUACACAACAGGAUUUUGUUUUGAUU
Messenger RNA from Mesorhabditis belari, 1134 nucleotides. The record is from the annotation of a GenBank genome assembly. NCBI's taxonomy places the organism in Eukaryota, Metazoa, Nematoda, Chromadorea, Rhabditida, Rhabditidae.